Molecule: messenger RNA, 7179 nt
Organism: Pieris brassicae (large cabbage white)
Lineage: Eukaryota; Metazoa; Arthropoda; Insecta; Lepidoptera; Pieridae
Gene: INPP5E
Product: inositol polyphosphate 5-phosphatase E
Exons: 10
Coding region: 390-2321 (643 amino acids)
Biological process (GO): phosphatidylinositol dephosphorylation
Molecular function (GO): phosphatase activity
Source: RefSeq, a predicted model, not a curated record
UACAACAUCCAAUUAUUUCGCGCCAUUCGCUAGAAAAAACUUAUACGUUUGUAAUGGCCGCUAUCAAAAUUCAAAUUGUUGUCAUAGUUACAAUGUUUGUAUUUUCAUUGUGAAAUAAUCCCAAUUACAUGUGUUUGGUUAAAAAACAUUGAAAAGUUAAUUAAGUUAAAAAAUAUUGCAUAUACAUUUGUACAAACCUCUUUAUAUUCGAGUUUUACAGAAAAGUGCUAAAACUGACAUUGACGUAAGCUGUUAUGGUCUACAGCAAUAUUGACAUUUUUUCCAUAUUCGUAAUUCAAUGAAUUCUAGGUUAUGUUUUCCAUAUAAAAUAAAUAGUAAAAAUGUAAUUAUUAACUUAAAUUUAUCAUCUAAGUGGUUUAAAACCAAAUAUGACAACUUCUCCGACCAGGACAAAACAAAAAUUGUCUCUACGAAAGCGGUUAUUUGUUAAAAAAUCGCCAAAAGUUGGUUGCUAUGUUGAUACUGAUUCUAAUGAUGAAUUCAAUCAGCCAUCAUCACGUCCAAUGUCUCCAGCAGAUCCAUUCCUUGCACAAAGUGCUAACAAUAUUGAGACUAAAGUAGAGAAUUCGAAAAGUUGUAAAACAGCUGGCUGUGAACAAUCUUCUCCUGAAGCUCAUAUAAGCCCUGAUGAUCUCCAAAACGACGACGAAAAAAACUCGAAAUGUUGUAGGAAAUUAUUUAGACGUUCCCGCCCAAAAAGUCUAGUCGAGGCUCAUUCCCUAAAAGAUGAGACACAUUCAAGACCAGAGAGUCCUGUUAAUAAUUCUAGUAAUAGUUUAAGUGACCAUACUCUAUCUUGUACUAAAAGUGAGGAGAUACCUAAAGCAACUGUGUGUUUUCCUAAAGGUGAUGAUUCAAAGAAAAGUUUUGAACAUUCAGGUUCAUUUGAGGGUAUUAAACCUAAAAGUAAGUUAUUUGUAAAAAGGUUGUCAGCCGAUCACUUAAUAUCAAAUGAUACAAAACCAUUGUACCAUUCUUCUUCACCUGAAAGUGAUAGAAGCAGUUCUUUGGACCGUAAAAGGAGAGCCAAGUCAACAAUCACAAGGUCAUCACACACUGGAAGCACAGAUAGCUUGGCUCGUAAUUCAUUGCUUGCUGCACAAGUGCUACGUCUCAUACCAACACAAGAAGCAAAGCAAAGGAAUUAUUUAUAUGGAAGGCUAGCGUCCAAUUCACUUUUAGGCACUGCAGAAUUGGAGCAUGUAUUUCCAGGUCGAGAGGUAAAGAUUUUUGUUGGAACAUGGAAUAUGAAUGGGCAAUCUCCACCAAGAGAACUUGCAGAUUUUAUAUUUCCAGAUGAAGUUAAGCAUGUGCCAGACAUAUUUGCAAUUGGAACACAAGAAUCAUAUUCAGAAAGAACUGAAUGGGAAAUUACUAUACAAGAAGUUUUGGGUCCAUCACAUUUGUUAUUACACUCUUAUUACUUAGGUACAAUACACUUGACAAUUUUUAUACGAAGAGACCUUAUAUGGUUCUGCUCGUUGCCUGAAGAUGCUAGUCUCUCUGUCCGUCCGGGAACAGCAUUUCGUACCAAGGGUGCUGUGGCUAUAUCGUUUGCGCUUUUUGGUUCCACUUUUCUCUUUGUAACCGCCCACUUGACGGCCCAUCAGGAAAAAGUGAAAGAAAGAUUGUCAGACAUUAAAAGGAUUAUACGUUCGAUAGAUUUACCAAAGAAUUUACCUUGUCGCCAUAGAAGUAAAGAUGUAACCAACAAUUUUGAUUAUGUAUUUUGGUGUGGGGAUUUGAACUUCAGACUAGGAGAGCCGAGAGCUGCUGUUUUAAGAUGGAUCGAACAAACACAGUUUCCCCUCCCACCUCACUUACCUCACGGGCUAUUACACGCAGAUCAACUUACGGUCGUUUUGGAAGAUGGAGCUGCCUUUAGGGACUUUAGAGAGGCGCCUAUCAGGUUUCCGCCUACGUAUAAGUAUGAUCCGGGGAGUCAAAAGUUUGACACGUCAAGUAAGCAACGGGCACCUGCGUACACGGACAGAAUAUUGUUCAAAGCAAAGUCUAUGACUGGAAAUUCUUCGGCUGGUUUUGCAGGUCUUCGGCGACUCAGUUCAAUGCCGGUUACAGCUAGUUUAAAAUGUAUAGCAUACAAUUCCGUUCAAUCAAUAUGCACAAGUGACCACAAACCUGUUUGGGGGCUAUUCUCGGCUGCGCUUAGACCUGGCACUGAUGUAGUGCCCUUAGCUGCUGGUCUUUUCAAUCGGGAAGUCUAUCUCGAGGGAAUCAAACGCCGGCGAGCGCUUCUAGACCACGCCCCAGGUACUUCAGCAGUAUGUUCCAUACAGUGACAUUUCAUACGAUAUUUUAUUGUAUACUCUUAGUAUAAAUUUUUAAAUUUGAAAUAAUUGAAAUGACAGUACAUACAUAUACAUUACCAACACAACUUAAUGAAUAGUUACUUAAGUAUUAUUUUCAUAUUUUUUAAUGUACCGUCGGGAAAGUACACUCUAAGUUUAUAUUAUAUACCUAAGAUUAUAUUUCUUUGCUUCAACAGAACUAAAAUGUGUUGCAACAUCUAUAUUUUAUACCAAAAAGACAAUGCAGUCUAUAAAUGACUAUAGACAACAAAAUAUUCAUUUAGUAUAUAUUUAUCUAGUCACGAUUCAGGUUUAACAGUAUUUAAUAAGUGUAAAAAAGUCAUUAGAAUUAUUGAAAUAAUUUAAGGGAAUGGAUAUUUUAGUGUGUAAAUAUUUAUUAUUACUCAGUCAUGACAGAGCAAUUCGCUAUUUGUCUAUGGUUUUUGAGCAAAAAGUUUUUAAUAGAUACAGAUUCUAUACCCUUGCAACCCAUAAGUUACAUCUGAAAAUGUCCAUUCUCUGUCCUGCUCGUUCAUUUGCAAAAACGAAAGGAUAGAAAUAUCAGCUAACAUCAGUAUUAGUAUUAUAUUUUGCUUUAAUAAUAGUUUUAUCGUUACGUUGCACUGAGUGUAUCGCACUUAAGUUUGCCCUUGGCAUUAGUAAGCUAGGUUGUGAUUUUUUUUACUUACUUAAGUAAGUUGCACUUAUAUCGUUGUUAUUGCACGUUAUAAUCUUCCGUUGUUUACUUCGUGCAUCGCACAAUUGCGCUUUGUUUAACUUGAGAUAAGAUUGUGUCAUAGCGGUGUAUAUAACUCCCGUAUAACAAAAUUGUAUUGGUUUUUAAUAUACGGGAGUGAUAAUUCGCUCUAGGUCUUGAUUUGAAUCUUAGGUCCUAUUUCUAAUUCGUCAGAAUUUCUUCUUAACUGCUGCCGGCUCUUGAUAAUAGAUUUAACUUUGAUUGAGGUUCUAGAAGCCUAGAGCUAGAGCUUUAAUCCUACAGAUUGGAGCGUUUUAUCAUUAAGUACAUUUGUUAUUAUUAUCAAUUCAUCAUUAUUAGUCCAAUAUAUGGACAGAUAAAUAUGAUUUAAAUUAGAAAAUGUACCCCAUAAUCAAAGUACGUAUUCAUGCUUGCAUGUUUAUAUAUUUUUGUCCCUGACAGUAUUAGUAAAAUUUAUUUUCGGUAUUUCUUUUAAAUUAUUUUGGAAUUGAUUCAAUGUCAAAUGUCUUUUAUAUGAAAUAGUAAAACAAAAUAUCUUUUCUGAUGUAUUAUUGUAUGAUGACUUUAAACCAUUUUUUUUUUGUGGAACGUGUCUUUUUGUAGCGCGUUUAAUAUAUUUAAAAAGAAGUGUCGUCAUACACUAGGUUUCGAGUAUUUUUCAAAUUAAAGUUAGCACUGUGUUUGAAACAUGGAAAGAAUUUUAUUUAUAUGAAAUAUGUAACCAUGGCAACAACAACCGCACGUGUACGCGAACAUGCCAUCAGUAUUAUUAAACAGCGACUACACGAAAACUAUUGUUCAUAUAGUAAAACUCUUGAUGCACUUGCAUGAUAUAUAACCCAUCAUCGUUGCUAUUUCAAAUAGUUCCGUUAAUUUUUCUAGUGAAUAAUUUUAGAUACAAUGCGAUAGUCUUCUUCAGUGAUCUUAUAUCCUUUAGAGUUAAGUACUUAUAAUGUACUUAAACACUUAGGUAUUGCGUUGAGUAAAAAUAAAAUAAUACCAAAAGUAUUCUAGUCUUAUUCAUUCCAAAUAGAUUUUAGAUUUGUAUGGGACCUUAAAUUAGGGGUAGUAUAUUUCUGUGAUGUAGCUAUAGAUAAAAAUAUCGAUAUAAUAUUCUUACGCCCGAAUGCUUAAAAAUAUGUUAAGUAUAAACAAGGUGAAUCACUUUUUGUGACACUGACAGCUCACAAGUCUACUAUUAAAACAGUAUUUUUCAAGGCUUAAGGCAUUUCCUUUAGUGGUAAAGGGUCACGCCUGUUGCAAAGUAAUUUUGUCUGUAGCUAUAACAUGAACAUGUCAACCCUUGACCCUUGUCAAUGUCAAAUGUCGCAGAUUGGUUAUGGCCAUUUAGCAAAACUGAUUAUUCAUUCCAAUUCUUGGUAGUUUCGGCAAUUAAAAUUGUGUCUUUAACGCUGCGUAAUAAGGUGCAUUUUACAAUUUUGAUGUAUAGAUGCUUUAAAAUUUAUUGUUAUGGCAGGACAUGUCAAAGUGGAAAAUGUAUAUGAAUAAAUAUCUUACACUAAGCAUUGUUGUACAUUGAUUUAAAUUAUUCAUUGUAUUUUCUAUUAUAUAAAAAAUAUAAUAUGUAUUUGUUCUGUACAAAGGUGGAUUUUUGAAAAGCUUGAGUGUUAUUAAAUAUGAUUUUGGAAUCAACAAAGGUAAAUUUUAAUUCACUAUCAAGCUUCAUUUUAACAAGUUAUUUUAAGGACCUUUAUUUGUCAUUUAGAAGUAAGUUUCAUAGACAAGAUUUCAAAAUAAUCUAAGACCGCGUUAUUAUAUGUAUAACCUAACCUUAUUCAACUACACUAAAUCAGUCUUGUGAUAAUCUGUGCGGGAAAAAAGCUGCCGUGGGAAUACAGGACCACGAGUGAAUAUUAAUGUUUCAUGUUAAAAUAACGUCUGUUUAUGUUGACAAUACAGCUACGUUCUGUUAUUAUCCGGAUUUUUAUAAUAAAAAUAAUGACGCGAAUCAAAUAAGAAUUGUAUUAGUUCGGACACCUGACAGACCAGUCGCACAGACUACGUUUUAAAUAAACUUUGGCCUCUUCGUCUUCACAGCAUACAUAGGUGUAUUUUAGAAAGAAAAGAAAAACACUACUAUAGAUGUGUAGUGAUUGGCUUAAUUGUUAUGUAUUGUUAAUGGCAUUCAGCAACCGUAACAACAUAAAUCAUGAUUUUUAUAUAAAGAAGGUUUAUAAUAACAUGUGUAUACUAAAUAGUCCACUAAAUGGAAAUUAUGUAGCUCUAAAAAGACAUUAAACAUUUGCCAAAAAUGUGUCAAUUAUAUUUAUAUAUAUCUGUCAUGAAGAAAAACUUAAAUAUACUAGACUCAUGGAGAAAGUCGUAUCAUGUAUUUAUACAUUUUGAGUUUGAUCACGGAAUCUAUGUCAGGUGGCCACUACUGAGCGUCAUUUAAGGCAGUCACUGCCGCACAUCACCACAUGUGGAGUUACCCACUGAAGUAUUUCCGAACCAAUGCGACUUAGGAUAAGAUCCUAUUAUUACGUACGUACUGUUUUUUCAAAGGCUGGCAUUAGCGAGCCGUUUCAAAGUCUCCAAUAUAAGUAUUGCGUGUUCGGCGGUAGACACUUAUCAGGUCUCCUACUCGAUCGACAACAAUCGUAUAGGUCAAAUAGUAUGAAAAACUUUACCUAGUGGUUAUGCGCAAAACAAACAUUUCUCAUACAAAUAUUUCGUAGUCACGUAUUACGUUGGCGUUUAACACUUUGUCAAACUAAUAGUAGCUACUCGUAACCUUUUGUUUUUUGGUAAUCUAAAUCCAUUUAUCGGGAUAUUCAACAUGAGUGGGUGACUCUAGUAUAUUUAAAAUUAUUCAUACUUUUAUACGGUGUAUUAAAUAGAUCUAUUUAAGAUUUGACAGUGUACUAGAAAGUUAGAAUGUCCGUAGAGUUGUAAUUUUAAAUGUCAUGCUAUAUGGUCGCUUUCUGAUCAAAUUUAGUCUCGAGACGCGAUCCGCUAUCAUAAUAUAUACUUUUGUUAUAAUUUUUCAGUAACAUUGGCUCAUGAUUGGUCACGUGGUCCAUAUGUAUUCGAAUGGCAUACGGUGGGCGAUGAAUACCGCAAAGUUUAUUCUAGAUUAAAUAACUUAAAUAUACCAAAUCCUGUUUUUUUCAAAUAUCACAGAAAAACAUAUAUAUAUAAUUAAACCCUUAGGCCAUUAGGAUUCUGAGAUAUCCUAUCGCUAUUGACAGUUUUUCAAAUCAAUACGUCUUCCACAAGGAAUUCAUAUUUUUAACAUGAUAUUUAUAAGUACUAUGACCGCUUUAUUAAUGAAUGUUUCAACAGUAAUUAAAUGAUUUCAAAGUGUUGUUCGUAUAUAGAAAAUAAAUCUAGAUAAUCUCUACAUUUAAAUUCAAAUACAUUUUCGUAUUUUUUUACCCGAGUCACAAAAAAGUUUUCAUAUAUCUGUUUAUCUUUAUAAAAUAUUGUAAUGUCCUCUCCACGAAAUUGGGAACUGUUUUGCACCUUUCAUGGUCUAUCCUACAUUCCCUUUUGAAUAGAAAAUAUAUCAGUUUGUUCACUACGUAAGGUUCUACUGUCAAUGGCCCAUCGUAAUCUAAUAAGUAGACAAUGAUAUUUAUACAUGAUGGCCACAAUUGACUGAUAAGUUAUGGGGCUAUAACACUUUCUUAGCACACUAGAUUAAUCUAUUUUUUUUAUAUACCUUUCAAAGUUAGUAUAAGUAGCACAUCUAUGAAGUAUGUAACAAUAAAUAUAAUUGGAUAUUAUUUAAAUUGUUAAUUGAUGUUAAGCCGUGGCUACAAAAGCGAAUAAAUGUGUUAGCGUAAUUGUCAUGGUAACGAAAGUUUUGCAAUGCGUAGACAGAAGAAUGUAGUGAAUUUGUCUCAGUCUAUGGAUAUUGUCGUUCUCUUUCUUUGUGAGAGAGAGUAAUAAAAUAGUUUGUCUAUUAGUUACUCCGUCUAUGCGUACAUGGCUAUUUCAUGUAAUCGCUUUUGACAUAUUUUCAAAUAGGAGAAAAAAAUAUAUUUUUAAAUACCUAUUACCUACUAUAUCAUAUUUUAUAAACAAUGUUGUGAGCAUACUAGUCCAUUAUUACUAAUAAGUUGUUUCAAUGUAAUGUUUCGCUGAAAUAAACUUUUGAUGCUGUAA